CUCAACCACAAAGGCAUAGAAUCAAACUGCUUGUUGUGGACACGCUGGCUUCUUUUUCUUGUGGACAUUAUGGCUAAUAACACAACGAGUUUAGGGAGUCCUUGGCCAGAAAACUUUUGGGAGGACCUUAUAAUGUCCUUCACUGUAUCCAUGGCGAUUGGGCUGGCAAUCGGAGGAUUUCUCUGGGCGCUUUUCGUUUUUCUGUCUCGAAGAAGAAGAGCCAGUGCGCCCAUCUCACAGUGGAGUCCUACCAGGAGACCCAGGUCUUCCUACAACCACGGCCUCAACAGGACUGGGUUCUACCGCCACAGUGGCUACGAACGGCGAAGCAACCUCAGCCUGGCCAGCCUCACCUUCCAGAGACAAGCUUCCAUGGAGCUGGCAAAUUCCUUCCCCAGGAAAUCAAGCUUCAGGGCUUCGACUUUCCAUCCCUUCCUUCAAUGCCCACCGCUUCCGGUGGAAACUGAGAGUCAGCUGAUGACCCUGCCUGCCUCCACCACCCCAUCUACCAUCAGCACUGCACACAGUCCGAGCCGGCCAGACUUCCGCUGGUCCAGCAACAGCUUGCGGAUCGGCCUUUCCCCACCGCCCCCACCUGCCUAUGAAUCCAUCAUAAAGGCAUUUCCCGAUUCCUGAGUCUGGGCUUUCGUUGUUUUUAAUUCUUUUUUUAAAAAAUUGUCUGUUUUAGAAAGAAAAUGAUAUAUAGGGUAAAGAGAAUUUGGGAGCCGUGGCUCCAAUGAGUAAUUUUCCAAGUAGACAGGUUCAUGAAAACUGACCAUUACCGAUAAGGCACGGUUUCUUUUGAACAUGUUUUUCUCACUAUGUCUCACAAAAGUAUUUUCUCAAAAAGUCCUACCUAUAUUUAUGUAUUUUUUUGAUUCAGUGUGAGGCAUCAGAUUAAAGAUACCGAUUCAAGAUUCUA
Arvicanthis niloticus (Nile rat) is the source of this 922-nucleotide messenger RNA. NCBI's taxonomy places the organism in Eukaryota, Metazoa, Chordata, Mammalia, Rodentia, Muridae. The record is from RefSeq and is a predicted model, not a curated record.